Molecule: messenger RNA, 3314 nt
Organism: Limulus polyphemus (Atlantic horseshoe crab)
Lineage: Eukaryota; Metazoa; Arthropoda; Merostomata; Xiphosura; Limulidae
Product: protein FAM160B1-like
Exons: 2
Coding region: 549-2699 (716 amino acids)
Source: RefSeq, a predicted model, not a curated record
CAUAUACGCAAUAUGAUUCUUAAUGAAUGACAUAUAUUUAUAACACUUUGGUUUUAAAGUUUUAUAACUAUAGUUGCCUUAACAGUAACUGUUUGAAUCUAACAUUGUCGCAGCUUAUCUUUAAACUGGAUGAUGUCUCCAAGUUUUCAAAAAUGUACCAGAGGUGUUACAGAAGUUAGUACCCAGAGGUAUUUGGUUGUCACCCUAGCAUUUCCUCUCUAAAGUUGAACUGUGUGUGUUCUUACAAAACCCGUACUACUUGAUAGUUCCCACAAGCAGGUGAUGUUAAUUUCUUGUUGGAAGACAUAUGCUGCAGUACAAUCAUUUGUUUAUAUAUCAUUGACCAGGAAAAGCAUUUAUUUUGAAAUAAUUAAUAGAAAAAUAAUACUAUAUAUCAAAACCACAAUUUGUUUACAUCUACAGAAAAGCAAGUCUGUAUUUACACGAUUAGUUUGAUUUGAAUUUCUAUAAGCCACUGUUUAAGAAUUUAUAUAUAUAUAUAGGUUACUUUUGAAUUUAAACCUUUAAGUACUUUUGCUACUUAGAAGAUGUUCAGCCGGAUUGCAUGUGCUGUCUACAACGUUAUGGAUGCACUGGCGCCUCCACUUCCUUUGCAUGAAGAAUUCAGUCAUCACUGGACUGCCAUUAAAAACUUUUAUACCAACAAAAGGUCUGCAUGUCAAUUACCAGUAGAACUAACUGACAUUCCUGACCACUUAAAUCAGAUGGUCUGUAUUUUAGAACAGGAAGAGGGAGAGGGUGAGACUGGUAAUGGCUGUCCAUGCAUGGAAUACUUUCUUCAGCAGAAAAUCUUGGAAGCUAUGUGUGGGUUGGCAAAAGCUGAUUCUCCAACUGGUUUUAAACAGCAUGUAAUUUCUUUUGCAAGCAGAAUAUUGUCUAGUGUAAAGUUUGAUCUUCUACCUCAUGCCUCAGUUUGGUCAGCAGUUCAGAAAUUAACUAUGAUGUGUGGUGAACAACUUGCAUCACCUUAUGAAAAAGAAGAAAUGGAUUUUAUAUUUUUUCUGUGUAACAGAUUAAUGGAAGACCCAUAUUUGUUUAAUCAUUUUAUUUGUGAUACAAGCAGAAGAUUUCCACAAAAAAUUAGAACUAGACAGUCGGGUAGUGCUCAUCAAGUAGACUUAGAGUGUUCAAAACAUUCAACCGCUGAGGCUGAAGCACCAAAAAUUGAUGUCCCUUUAGUACAGUCACUCAUCACAUUUUUAAACAGUCCAGAUCAUGAUAUUUCAUCAAAAGGAAAUGACUGCCUUGUAAAAUGUGCGGCUGCUUUUGAUGAAAAGACUGUGAAUAUUUUGGUUCAGCAAACUGACUUUUGCAGUAAGAUUGUAACCUUUAUUGUCAGCCAGUACCACGAAGUUCAGAAGCAUUGUAACUUGCAAGACAUAAACGAUGUAGACUUCUUUUCAGUUCAUACAGGUGAGAAUAGUGGUAGUGAUGUUCAACUAUCUCCCGGAAAAAGACAAAUUCUGUCGUUUGUAAGGUGGGUGAGUUUCUUUGAUAAUCUGGUUGGUGCACAGCCACAGUUGGGAGAGAGUCUUACAAUGUUUUUCACUGAUCUUUUUCUGAAAAGUGAGAUAAAUGCUGAAUUAUCAGACUUAGAAAACAAUGACAAAAUUUUGUUUACAACAAAACUGAUAUCUCUUUGUAUCCGUAGCAUUGCAUCAGAGUCUCUUAUUUUAUCAUUUGGGAUAUUUCUUGUUGGCAACUGCAAGGAUCCAGAACUUCCUGGAUGUGUGGGACAUUUUCUGAAACAGCUUCUAGUUGACAGAUGUCAUGAAGCCAAAUUAUCUUCACAAGUUAAGCUGGCAACUCUGCAGCUGUUUGAAGAUCUGUUACAAAAACCAUCGAAAGAGGUGUUUGAAAGUUUGGUUCUUAGUAAUUUGACUGGAAGAAGAUACUAUGACUAUUUAUUUGUUGAGAAGCAUGCCCACUUCAGUGAUGAUGAAGUAAGUUGCCAAAGGAAGAGUUUGUAUGAAGAAUUUGACGUUUCCCCUGGAUCUUCCCCAGUAAGUCGAACCUUUGCACCUAGUUCCAUUCACAAAAUACUGAAUUGCUUCCUCCUUCUCCUCCCAGAUGAAUUAAAGUCUUGUGAGGAAAGUGAAGACUCAGCUUAUGAUGUAUACAUUAAAGAUGCUCAUCGACAGUUCCAACAGUGUCUACUACUUUGUGAUGACUGGAAUUGGCCAAAUGAUCUUUGUUCAGAGUAUGAAGAAGUGGAAUCUGAAGUGAGUGAAACAUCAGAUUCUGAAACUGAAGCAGAUGCUACAUGCUCUUUCUUCUAUGAGGGGUCAUUUUUAGAUAUGCUAUUUUGUAAACUGGAGAACAUGCUGCAACAGCCCUAUGAACUAAACCUACAAGUGACAUCACUUAUCUCUAGGUUGGCCCUGUUUCCACAUCCAAACCUUCAUGAAUAUCUGUUGAACCCCCUUAUUCCUCUAGUGCCAACAGCAAGAUCUCUAUUCACAGUGCUGCUUAAGUUAGCAGAAGACAUACAGAUUGCAGUGCAGGACACCCAGAAUUUGAAGAAAAAAUUGGAGCUCACAAGAAAAAUCUUACUUACCGAUGAAGAAGGGUGCAACUCUUUUGAAGAGAGUAAUGCACUCGAAGCGAUAAUUGUACUAGAGGAGUUUUGUAAAGAGCUUGCAGCCAUAGCCUUUGUCAAGUACCACACAUCUUCCUGAUGAAAAAUACAUUGUGUUCUUAGUAUUAUUUAGUCGUAAUAUGCUUCAUGUGAUAAAUAGACCCUUUUCAUGUGUUUUAACAUGUGGUGGUGAUGUUGAAUUAACAUCUAAUUUGGUUAAUUUGGAAAACAACUUUGUCUAAUCACACAUACAACAGUCACAUUGGUGGUAUUGUUUAUAUGAUUUAGUUAAACAGUGGAUUUUUAAACAAAGUGAGGCCCAUCUUUGAAAAACAAUUUUAUGGAACUUAUUAACUUGUACAGUACAUUAUAGGGUGUUGUGUGAAUGUUCACCAGAUCUAACUUUAAAAAUAGCAAGUGAAUAAUAGUGUCAUCUAACACUUGUGAAAAUUAUCAUAAUGUUGUCAAAACAUAAUGUAAUUUUGAAAUUUUACAUUUUAAGCUCACUCUUAGUUUAAAUGAAAAAAUUAAACAAAUGUUUGUAAAAUAUUUGAAUUAUUUUAAAGGAAAGGAAGACCUAUAUGUACAUAUGUCAGAUGAAAACCUGAAACAGGUGAAAGUUGUUGAUAAGCACAGUAUACAAUGUACACUUGUAAAAAAACAAGAAAAUAAACAAGAGAUAAGAAAUCUAUUCCAUUAAUAUUCUUAUUAAUUA